AUGACAGGGAGAUAUGGUGGAUCAGCCGCUGGGCUUAUGGCUGUCCAAUGUGUGGUGGUACAUGGGUCCGAGUUGUAUAGAAGAUUAUCACUGUUUCAGCUACUAGGUUGCAAAUCCGUGUGGCAUAAACAUAUUCAGAUUGAUUGUAAAUCCGUGAUUGAUAUUCCUUCAUGUGAUUAUCACGCAACACUGCUGCUGCUGAAGUCUGAGGAUCUGUUCAGCUCAGCAGUUGCUGAUUGGAGUUAG
This is a messenger RNA of Ilex paraguariensis (yerba mate), 246 nucleotides long. Lineage: Eukaryota; Viridiplantae; Streptophyta; Magnoliopsida; Aquifoliales; Aquifoliaceae. The record is from the annotation of a GenBank genome assembly.